GGUUCACGGCACAGUGUAAACGAGAGCUGUGCGCUUCAUUUGAUAAACAGAGGAUAAACACACAGUUUUAGCAUUGAUUUGUCCCCGCGGGACUUCGGAGGACCGAGUGGUCUGAGGGAGAGCAACCAUGGACAUCCCAACGCCGCCUGAAGAUCAGGAGCUGAGGAAUGUCAUCGACAAGCUGGCCCAGUUUGUCGCCCGAAAUGGCCCUGAGUUUGAGAAGAUGACCAUGGAAAAGCAGAAGGACAACGCCAAGUUCUCCUUUCUCUUUGGAGGAGACUACUUCUCCUACUACAAGUACAGACUGGCCAUGGAACAGCAGCCGCAUGCCUCUGCUCGAGAUGCGGAGGACUUGAAAUCUCCAGACAUGUACAACCCUCGGACCAAAGAGGGGGGAGAACUUCCUGCUGCCUCCAUCCCCUUUUUGGGCCCAUCCAUCGCUCCUCCUGGGGUCCCUCCACCAGGCGCCCCUCCUCCGGGGGCCCCUCCCAUUGAAGAACUGAUUCAGCAGAGCCUGUGGAACCUGCAGCAGCAGGAGCAACACCUCAGCUCCCUUCGGCAGGAGCAGGUGACGGCGGCUAUCGCUCUGGCCGUGGAGCAGCAGACUCAGAAACUACUACAAGAGACCCAACUGGACAUGGCUGAGUUUGAUAGUGUGCUGCAGCCUAUUAUCGACAUGUGCACCAAGGACGCCAUUUCGGCUGGAAAGAACUGGAUGUUCACCAACGCCAAGAGCCCUACGCACUGUGAGCUGAUGACGUCACACCUAAGGAAUCGCAUCACUGCUGACGGAGCACACUUUGAGCUGAGGCUGCACCUCAUCUACUUGACUAAUGAUGUGCUGCACCAUUGCCAGAGGAAACAUCAGAAGGACCUGCUGGCCGCUCUGCAGAAGGUAGUGGUGCCCAUCUACUGCACCAGCUUCUUGGCUGUGGAGGAGGAGAAGCAGCAGAAGAUCACCAGGUUAUUGCAGCUUUGGGAGAAAAAUGGAUACUUUGAUGAAGAGACCAUUCAACAGCUGCAGAACCCGGCUCUGGGUCUGGGCCAGUACCAAGCCUCUCUGAUCACGGAGUAUGCUGGUGUGGUGCAGCCCAUCCAGGUGGCCUUCCAGCAGCAGGUGCAAGCUCUCAAGGCCCAGCACGAGGAGUUUGUUUCCAGCCUGAAGAAGCGGCACCAGCCCCAGUCCGCCCCAUCACAGAUCCCCCUGUUGGAGACAGACAACCCCCCUGGCAUUGCCCCACCAGCAGAUGUGAAAGCGGUCAUCCCUAGCCCAGCCCCCAGAGAGCUGGACACAGCCCCUCCACGCACACAGGAGCCCUCCUCCAGUGAUCUGCCCCCAAGCAAGUCCGCCUGGUAUGACCCACAGCCCAUGGGCCCCUGGAACCCCAACCAGCCGCCCCCUUUCGACCCCAACCAGCCGCCUCCCUGCCUGCCCUGGAGCACCCAUGAGGGCAUGUGGAAUGAGCAGAGGGACCCCGGCAGCUGGAGCGGGGGCCCCCCCAGAGAUGGUAGUCCCUGGAAUGGCCCUGGGGGAUCUGAGUCAGGUACUCCAGCAUGGAAUUCGUUUGACCCACCCAGUAACUGGGGCAAUCAGUCUGAACAGCCUCCAUGGGGUCAGCGGGAACCCCCCUUCCCUCCACGGAUGCAGAGACCCCCACACUUCAGAGGGCCGUUUCCUCCACACCAGCAACCCCCUCCCUUUAACCAGCCCCCUCCUCCACACAACUUCGGCCGGUUCCCCCCUCGUUUCAUGCAGGACGAGUUUCCUCCAAGACACCCAUAUGACCGGCCCCCGUACCCCCCGCCACGCUUUGACUACCCCCAAGAGUUCCCUGGAGACAUGCCAGGACCACCCCCACACCACCAUCCCAAUCAAAGAAUGCCUCCUGGCGGUAUGGGAGGUGAACGCCCUCCUUGGGGUGGCAGCCAGCACCCAGACUUUGGCCCCCCUCCCCAUGGUUUCAACGGUCACUCCCCACACGUGCGCCACCGACAGCCCCUGAUCCAGGACGACCCCAGUUUGGUCCCAAAUGUGCCGUAUUUCGAUCUGCCCGCCGGACUCAUGGCCCCUCUGGUCAAGCUGGAAGACUCUGACUACAAACCUCUGGACCCCAAAGACAUCAGGCUGCCCCCUCCUAUGCCUCCCAGCGACCGCCUGCUGGCUGCAGUGGAGGCAUUCUACAGCCCCCCGUCUCACGACCGCCCACGGAACAGUGAGGGCUGGGAGCAGAACGGCCUGUACGAGUUCUUCAGAGCCAAGAUGAGGGCACGAAGGAAGAAGGAGCAGGAAAAACACAACAGUGGUCGUGGGGAUAGCCGAUCCCGCAGCAGAGGCAGGUCUUCCUCUCGCUCCAGCUCGCACUCUUCCAAGUCAUCUCGCUCCAGGUCCAGGUCCUCCAGGAGCCGCUCCUCCUCCCGCUCCAGGUCCCAGAGCAGGUCAAGAUCAUCCCGGUCUCGGUCUGGAUCCAGGUCUCGCUCACGGUCCCCCGCGAAACGCAGAGGAACUGCCAAGUCACCACCCCCCGUGCCCUCUCUGGGAGGCCUGCCCCCCAAACUGGCUGUAGACUCAAGGCUCGGAGAGGAAAACAAGGGCCACCAGCUGCUAAUGAAAAUGGGCUGGAGCGGCUCCGGGGGGCUGGGAGCCAAAGAGCAGGGCAUCCAGGACCCCAUCAAGGGAGGAGACGUGCGUGACAAGUGGGACCAAUACAAGGGUGUGGGCGUGUCCCUGGAUGACCCUUACGAGAACUACAGGAGGAACAAGAGCUACAACUUUGUGGCCCGCAUGAAGGCCCGAGAAGAAGUGAAUCGAGAACCCCCAGAGGCUCCACCCACAGACUGAUGACAUCCCCACAUUUUGUUGAAGUCCUUUUGUCUUUGUAUUUUUUUUUUACUGUAAUAAGUUUUAGAUAUACUUGUUUCUGAAUAAUGCUUCAUAUUGUCACCAUCCAACAUAAAUAAAGUCUAGAGUUCCCCG
Molecule: messenger RNA, 2974 nt
Organism: Periophthalmus magnuspinnatus
Lineage: Eukaryota; Metazoa; Chordata; Actinopteri; Gobiiformes; Gobiidae
Gene: cherp
Product: calcium homeostasis endoplasmic reticulum protein
Exons: 21
Coding region: 128-2839 (903 amino acids)
Biological process (GO): glycyl-tRNA aminoacylation; RNA processing; intracellular calcium ion homeostasis
Cellular component (GO): cytoplasm; perinuclear region of cytoplasm
Molecular function (GO): glycine-tRNA ligase activity; ATP binding; RNA binding
Source: RefSeq, a predicted model, not a curated record